UCGAUGGCUGAAAUUGGCAAGUCUCGACUUCCUCCACUCCUUCCUUCCCUCUCUCCCUCUUCCUCUCCCUCCCUCUCCCUCUCUCUCCCUUUCCCUCUGUUGACCAUUCCCAACAACAACCAAGACAUUCUUACUCUAUUCUUUUGCCGUCAUGCCUCUGUUCGGAAACAAACGAAAGAAAGAAUCGAGUACCGAUAACAAGAUCACCAGCAACAACAACAACCAACAACAACAACAACAACAGCAGCAGCAGCAGCAGCAACAGCAACAGCAGCAACAACAAGCAACCGAACUGCACCAACCCUCAUCCUCAAUCGACUCACUCCAACCCAGAAUAAACCAACAACAUCCUUACAACACCAAUAAUCCUAAUCCUACCAACUAUCAACAAAACCCAACUCAAAACAACCCCAAUCAUCAUCCUAACAACUUCAACCAUCAUCCAUCACUCUCACCCGCCUCAUCUCUCCAUCAGCAACCCAACCCAUCAAAACCAACUCAACCACCACCAUCUCACCCGCCACCACCACCAUCACAACAUAACACCUCUUCUUCAACCGUCAUCUAUCCCUGGUCCCAUCGUCGACUAGGGCUCCUACCACCCGCCCCAUUCCCCGGUGAUCCCCUGCCACCCGAUCUCAACGAGUCCUCAGCACUCAGGCCAUCACCUCCCCCCUUCCCUCGAUAUGGCCACUCGAUCAACCCCAUGGGCACCCCAACCGGAUCCGGUGACAUCUACAUCUUCGCCGGUCUCGUCAAGGAUCAAGUCAAGAAUGACCUCUACGUCCUCAACGUUGCCCCGAUCAACCCAUCCAACCCACCCAACUACCAUCUCCAUAAUCAGAUCCUGACCGUAGGAUUGGUUGAAACUAGGGGCGAAGUACCACUGCCCAGGGUUGGCCAUGCCUCAGUCGGCGUCGGUAACGUGCUGAUCGUCUGGGGUGGUGAUACGAAAACGAGGGAUGACGAAAAACAGGACGAUGGUCUCUAUCUACUCAACCUGUCCACUAGAGAAUGGACUCGAGUCAAGGUCUCUGGCCCUUGUCCUGAAGGUCGUUACGGUCAUUCGGCUGCCAUCCUCGGCAGCAAAUUUUACAUCUUUGGUGGCCAAACCGAUAAUGGUCGAUUUAUGAACGAUCUAUGGAGCUUUGACCUCCACAAACUUAAAUCAGGUGCUCCAAGAUGGCAUCUAACCGAAUUCUCCACAACAACACCAAUUCCAUCCGAACGGACUGGCCAUACCGUCGUCACUUUUAAAGAUUCGAUCUAUGUCUUUGGUGGCACGGAUGGUCAAUAUCAUUAUAAUGAUACCUGGAAGCUUGACGUCAGUACCGGCACGUGGAAGGAACUCGAUUGUAUCGGUUAUAUCCCUCUUCCUCGCGAAGGACAUGCAGCCACCUUGGUAGAUGAUGUGAUGUAUGUCUUAGGCGGCAGAGGUGUUGAUGGCAAAGACUUGGAUGAUCUAGCCGCCUUCAAAAUCUCCAAUCAAAGGUGGUACAUGUUUCAAAACAUGGGACCCGCGCCCGCUGGUCGAUCAGGACAUUCUAUGGCAUCGUGGCAGGGAAAGGUCUACGUGCUCGGUGGUGAAUCCUACACCUCUGCCAAACCAGACGACCCUUCGAUCGUUCACGUACUCGAUACUGCCAAGAUCAAGUAUCCACUCGAUCCCACAUCAGUCACUCGCCAACAGGCCGCCCUCUCAACGAGUCACAAAUCCUCCGAUGCGAGUCUCAACGAUCCCAGUAUCCAUUCAAACAACUCCAUGGGUAAUCGACCACCUGUGAGCAGCAAUCUUGCAACCACCGAAUCCGACCAAGGCACGGAUCGAGGCCCCAGGCGUGCCACCACCGGUUCUGCCUCUUCCACCAUGUCUCGCCCGCGUCGCCCAGACGAUCCUCCAGCCGCGGGACCCGGCUCGAAUGCCAGUAAUCGUCGGACGAUCAGUGCGGCAACCUCGCGAACCAUGUCUCCCCAAGGGAUGCCUGCUUCACAAACGACGUCACCCCAUGGCCAAGUAUCAGCCACCAACAAUGAAUCCAUUCCCCGCCAGUCCAUCUCUCCGAGCUCCCAACCUGCCCCAAGCCGAGGAUUGGAUAACGCGCCCGUCAAUAAUAACCCCAAAACCACGCGGACCCCCCAAUCAAACACUGUUGGUACCUCGCGGCAAACCAGUUCCCCAGUACCUCGGCGGGUAUCCGCUGAGAUCACUCGCAUGCUCAACUUUAAUUCUUCAUCUCCCACUUCUAAGCUUGCCCAACAAAUCCCAUCCAAUACCCAGCGGCCAAAGCCUAGCCAUCAGCAGUCUGGCUCUUCCUCGUCUUUCUCUUCGCUCGCCGAUCCAUCUUCACUCCUGAGCAAACAAAACGGCUGGAUGAAAGCCGCUCUGGCCAUGGCCGUCCAACAAGGCUUCAUGCUCCCUCCAUCUGACGAACACCCCCUACUCACAGACGAGCGGUCUUGGUUGAUGAACUUUCAGGAGCAAGAAUCUGGUCAGAAUCAUGCGAUCAAUAAGGAUAAGGGGAUGCAAAGAUUAAUCGAAGCGCUCGUUCAACUAAAACGCGAAUUGAAUAAAGCAAAGAGUCAAAUGGCUGAACAGGCCAAACAUCUAGACAAUCGACUUACUGAGACAAGUAAGACAAAGACAGCAGCCUUGCAAGAGGCAUCUUUCUAUCGAGUCAAAUUAGCUGCCUAUGAAGCUUCGUCUGUCUCUGAGAUUAACAAACUCGAGAGACAGCGUAUCAAUGACUUGGAGCACAAGCUUUCGGAAUUAGUUGUAUCAAAGUCGGCCUCUGAACGUCAAGUGGCCCAAUUGACAAGCGAAUUGGAGCAGGAACGGAUCCUUCGAGAGGUCUCGCAAGAAAAUUCUAAUAAGAGUCACGAUCGCUCCGAGCAACUUCAAGCGCUACAUUCACAGCUGGUGAUUGAUUACGAGGAGCUUUUAAAUAAAACCCGAGGGAUGGAUGUCACUUCGACGGACUCGGCCCAACAGUACCAAUCUUUACAGACUUCUCAUCGCGCCAUCCUUGCUGAGUUGGAAAACUCGAAACAAAAACUAGAGAGUACUCAAUUGGUCAACGAAAAGUAUCUUGUCACCCUCCAACAUCUCCAAAAAUCUAUGGACGCCAGCCGUUCUAAGGUAGAUGAGGUCCAACACUCUUGGGAACAGGCCAAGUCGGACUUGGAAGCCCAGAAAACGCUUGCUCAAGAUCUCAGUCGAGAGUUAGAUUCGAAACUUCUAGAGCUCGAUCACUCGAGGGCUAAGAUUGAGGAGAUGGAACAAGCUCUAAGGACCGUCCAGGACGAGAACGCGGCCUUGAAAACUCUCAAUGAGGAUGGGAUCAGUCAGCUGAUCAAUGCCACACGAUCAAUUCCAAAUGACCUGGCCUCUAGUACCAAAUCAUUCAAUGACGAUUCGGUCAAGAUGCGCAGUCUCAGUAAUGAUGUUCAGAUGACCAGUCAACAAGAUGAACUCGCGUCGAACCAGGACUUAUCACGCAAAAAACUGGAGACCACAGUCUUGGAACUCAACGAGAUUCGCUCACGAAACAUGUCACUCGAGAUGGAUCUGAUGAGCUCGAAAUCAGAAAUUUCUGCGUUACGUAGGAAGAUGAUUAAUCUGAUGAGCGAUUCAAACAAGAUCAGGUCUCAGAUCUCUUCGCAGGACCAUGAACUGAAAGAAAAGAAUCGAAUGAUCGAGGCAGCUGAGGUUAGGACAUCGUUACUCAAGAAUCUGAUGUCCGAGAAUGGGGCGAUCGGAGGAACGACGGAAGACGAGCACGGAUGUAGAUCGUUUGAUUCGAAUGUGCCAGGUACAUUUGGAGCAGGAGGAAUGUUAUCGGCGAGUCUGGGAAGUGGUUCACUCCCUGUGGAUGGCGAACGACUGGCGAAGCGGGUCCAUGAGCUGGAAGUGCAACUGGAAGAGCGAUCGCGGGCGCAUCGGGGCCUGGAGCACCAGUACGAGGAAACUCAGAAGGAGAUGGAGAUCGCUGAGAGUCGGUACCGCGAGGCGCACCGGAAGCACGAGGCGGCGGCGGAUGAGAUAGCGUCCUUGGUAGAGGAGGUGCAGCGGCUGCGGUCGGGCGGGGCUUCGUCGGUGUCCCCGGCCUCGGUGGAGGGCAAUGGGAAGGUGGAAGAGGAGCUGCAGUCGUUACAAGAGAAGCAUCGGACGCUCGAACAGACCCACGUCAAGGCGGUGCAGUACGUGAAGGGGACUGAGAAAAUGCUUCGGCGGAUGAAGGACGAGUUGGUGAAGUACAAGGAACGGACGGCGACGCUGGAGGCCGAGCUCUCUACCCUUAAACGCACCGAACUCGCUCCACAUUCCUCGACCGCCGAAGGGAGCGAGAUGCGAGAAGAGAUGAAAGGGCAACUCCAAGAACUGACCGCGCAACUCUCCUCGCUCCGAGAGAGCUCCCGCUCUUCUCACAUCGAGAACGAAGAACUCCAGCGUCGGAUGCUGGCCAUUCGGCAAGAGUAUGAACGUGAUAUGCACACCCAUGCCGAGCUCAAUCAGGCCCAGAUCGAGAAACUCCAGGCCGAUCUCGAGGAACUUCAUCAUCUCAAUCAAACCCUCAAGGCGGAUUAUAAUAAACUCUCGGCUGAGAACAAUCGACUCAAUGAGCUCAUCAAAGCCUCUAAAAACUCGAUCAAUAGGGUCAUUGCUUCCGAUGGCUCCAAUAAUAAACAUCACCAUUCUCAUUCUUCUAAUGACUCUCACGAUGAUCUUUCAACUCUUAAUUCUUCUCAGAAUCAAACGCAGAUUAGAGAAAUCGGAUGGCUUAAAAAAGAAAACUUGGAGUUGCAAACUCGGUGUCAAGAUGCUGAAGCUAAGAUUUCGUUGUUGUUGGAUCACAUGGAUAAUCGAUCAGACGGGAACAGACGGUCGACAGGAGUAGAAUCGAUCCAAUCGGAUUACAGCAGCUUUGGAACCGAGAUCCUGGGGGCGCUAGCCAGCCAACAGACCGGCCCGCUCCAGAUGAACCAAGCCAACAACCAUCCUACUGGCCCAUUGCUCCACCCGCAUCCGUCCCAGAAACCGUUGCUUCCUCGUACCCCCUCGAAUACUAAUCUUACGACGACGACUGCUAUCACUAAUAUGAGAAAUAUUGGGGGUAGUGGCGGAUCGGUCGGACACGGCUCCGAGAACGGCUCGUCACCCGCUACUCCUACUCCCAUCUCUGCUCCCCAUAUCCCUUCGUAAUCUUCCCCUUCCCUUUUUUUUGUCUCUCUCUUUGUUUUUUGAUGGAUCCGCCUCUGCUUUUUGGUGCCGUUUGGUUUGGUGGGCGGCUUUUUUUGGACUCGGACUCGGAUUCGGAUGUGGGAUCGCGGUUCGGUUUUUUUGGUUUCUGGUUUCUGGUCUCUCUCUUCCUCUCUCUUAUGUUUUGCCAAGUCUUUAAUCUUUGAUCUAUACACUCUGUGUUCUGUUUCCUUUCUCUCUGUUCUAUGUCUCUCUCUCUCUGUGUGUGUGUUAUGAUUCUCUUAUGAACUAUGGGUGUGAACCUUCAACCUCAACCUCCUCCACUUUUCCUUAAUAAUCUCUCUCUUCUCUUUGAUCUUUGUGAUCCUUUUUUUUUAUCAUACGACUUACGAUCCUUCCUUCCUGUUUUUUUUGUUGUUGAUGAUGAUGAUGAUAUUAUAAGGUGAUGAAACCGGUCCACUCCAGCCCAUGAAAAUUCUUUUGUUUGUGUUUUUUGGAUACAUACAUACAUAAAUCUUUAUCUUAUUUAUUGGUUUUAUCUCUCAUCUUCAUAUUUGUUUGGUUGGUUGGUUGUGUGUCUCGAAUUGAUUGUGAGUUUCUAACUCUGAAUACUAAAGAGAUAUGUAUGUGAUCAUGAUCAAGUUUGGUACAAUGAUUGAUGUGAUGGAUUGCUCAGGUUCUUGUACAUCCUCCCAUGCACACAUAUAUUUAUCACAAGUGAUCAAGAUUGGUAACUGAGACACACACUCUCCA
Messenger RNA from Puccinia graminis f. sp. tritici CRL 75-36-700-3, 5950 nucleotides. RefSeq lists its product as uncharacterized. The record is from RefSeq and is a predicted model, not a curated record. The transcript is spliced from 6 exons. Gene Ontology annotation, molecular function: protein binding. Bases 152 to 5200 code for a protein of 1682 amino acids. Lineage: Eukaryota; Fungi; Basidiomycota; Pucciniomycetes; Pucciniales; Pucciniaceae.